GCCAUCCCCGCGGUUUGCCCAUCUGUCUCCAUCUUCAUCAUCAAGCAAAAACUCAUCUUUCUCCACUCACUCUCUUUCAUCUACAGAGUUAAUAAUAAUCAUUAAGCGAAGAAGAACCCUAGAAAUAUUCAUCAGAGAAGUCGCAGCUGAAUCACUUUUUUGGGAAACCUAGAUUUGACGGGUAUCUUUCUUUCUUUUUUGGAUUUGGAUCAAUUCUCUUGAUUUUCUACCUUUUUAGAGCUUCUUGAUUCGUUUCCUUAUGACCCAAUUUUGCUUUCUGUACUUUGGUUGCAAAAAUCUUACUCGAUUUUGUUUCUAUGCCCAUUUGAGGAUCUUCGUUGAGGACGCGAUUCUAAGUGGUUUUACGUUAAUUCGAGUAGAUUUCUCAUCUGGGUACUAAAAGCUGUGGAGGAUCUAUAUUUGAAGAAGAGAACAAGGAUGCGCAGGUGGAUCUGUUGUGGGGAGAAAAGAGGAGAUUCAGAUUUAUCAAAUGAGGAGGUGCAUCUGAAAAGUCCAUGGCAGCAAUCUGACGCAAAUCAAAAGAAUCAAAAACCACAAGCUGUUGCAAAGCCUGAGGCGCAGAAGGAAGCCCUUCCCAUCGAAGUUCCUCCCUUGUCAGUAGAUGAGGUUAAAGAAAAGACUGAUAAUUUUGGAUCAAAGUCUCUGAUUGGUGAGGGAUCUUAUGGAAGGGUAUAUUAUGCAACACUAAAUGAUGGCAAAGCAGUUGCUUUGAAGAAACUCGAUGUUGCGCCUGAAGCUGAAACAAAUUCUGAGUUCUUGAGUCAGGUUUCCAUGGUUUCUAGACUGAAGCAUGAGAAUCUCAUUCAACUGGUUGGUUAUUGUGUUGAUGAAAACCUCCGUGUUCUUGCUUAUGAGUUUGCAACAAUGGGAUCACUGCACGACAUUCUCCAUGGUAGGAAGGGAGUUCAAGGUGCGCAGCCAGGUCCAACACUUGACUGGUUAACAAGGGUGAAGAUAGCAGUUGAGGCAGCUAGGGGUUUAGAAUACCUUCAUGAGAAGGUUCAGCCUCCUGUGAUACAUAGAGACAUAAGAUCUAGCAAUGUGCUCCUUUUUGAAGACUAUCAAGCAAAAGUUGCUGAUUUCAAUCUCUCAAAUCAAGCUCCUGAUAAUGCUGCUCGUCUUCACUCUACAAGAGUCUUAGGCACCUUUGGCUAUCACGCUCCAGAAUAUGCUAUGACCGGACAGUUGACGCAGAAGAGUGACGUGUAUAGCUUUGGGGUUGUUCUUCUAGAGCUUUUGACAGGGAGGAAACCUGUAGAUCAUACAAUGCCACGUGGCCAACAAAGUCUUGUAACCUGGGCUACACCAAGACUCAGUGAAGAUAAAGUGAAGCAGUGUGUUGAUCCAAAGCUAAAAGGAGAAUAUCCUCCUAAAUCAGUAGCAAAGCUAGCAGCGGUGGCAGCAUUGUGUGUACAAUACGAAUCUGAGUUCAGACCCAACAUGAGUAUUGUUGUAAAAGCUUUGCAGCCACUUCUCAAACCACCAGCACCAGCCCCAGUACCGGAAUCCUGAGUUUGUGCGCCUUUUAAAUACCACCGAUAUCUUCUUCGUGCAACAGAGUUGGGUUCUUUGUUCAUACCAGUGAGAAUUUUACUCUGAUUUGGGAAAAAACAUAGAUAUGAUCUUAUUAUUAGUUGGCAUUUUGAUUUUGGUGUGAAAGAAGAGUAGUGAGUGUUUCGCAUUUGUUAUGUGAUGUAUUGUGGAAAGAGGCUUUUUACUUGAUUGGUGUGGAGAACAAAGAUGUUUUGCAUUUGGUGUUCUUUCGUUUUUCCUUCUAUGUAAAGGAAUCAUUUGAAUAUUUUUGUCCGACUACAUUGACAAACUCUUUUAAGAGAUUUUGAUUCUACCAUUUAAGAA
Arabidopsis lyrata subsp. lyrata is the source of this 1878-nucleotide messenger RNA. Its product is annotated as PTI1-like tyrosine-protein kinase 2. Bases 439 to 1533 code for a protein of 364 amino acids. The record is from RefSeq and is a predicted model, not a curated record. Gene Ontology annotation, biological process: protein phosphorylation. Gene Ontology annotation, molecular function: ATP binding; protein tyrosine kinase activity. NCBI's taxonomy places the organism in Eukaryota, Viridiplantae, Streptophyta, Magnoliopsida, Brassicales, Brassicaceae. The transcript has 8 exons.